This is a messenger RNA of Scophthalmus maximus (turbot), 2493 nucleotides long. It is a transcript of the gene rcn1, whose product is annotated as reticulocalbin 1, EF-hand calcium binding domain. Lineage: Eukaryota; Metazoa; Chordata; Actinopteri; Pleuronectiformes; Scophthalmidae. Bases 280 to 1248 code for a protein of 322 amino acids. The record is from RefSeq and is a predicted model, not a curated record. The transcript is spliced from 6 exons. Gene Ontology annotation, molecular function: calcium ion binding. Gene Ontology annotation, cellular component: endoplasmic reticulum.
UUUCUCCGUCUCGCCCACCCUCCCAAAAAAAAAUCGCUGGGAGUGAAGACUCAUACGUGGACUUGUCUGCUGGACCAGGUGCUCUCCGUCACGUUUGGCUGUUUUUUGGAUGCAGCUGUCGCACACACCGCUGCUGGAGACAGAAAGGCUGGUGCGUGCGUAGCGGUGCGAGCAGAGGAAGCUGCCACAUUGUGCCCCGUGGAGUCCCCGGCCUGCCGAGACAAAAACACCCUCCUCCCCGCCCGGCCUCGGUGAGAGCCAGCGUUCACCCCCGGACCGAUGGACCGGCUCGGCUCCGUGCGCGCGCUCCUCCUCCUGUGCGCGGCGGCGGCGGUGCACGGUAAACCCACGCUGCGGAAGGAGAGAGUCAUCCACGACCCGGAGCUGUUCAGGCAGGCGCACGAAGACAACAAGAGCUUCCAGUACGACCACGAGGCCUUUCUGGGCAAAGACGAGGCCAAAACGUUCGACCAGCUCACCCCCGAGGAGAGCAAGGACAGACUCGGUAAAAUCGUGGACCGGAUAGACGGCGAUGCCGAUGGCUACAUCACCACGGCCGAGCUCAACGCGUGGAUCAAACGCGUGCAGAAGCGCUACGUGUAUGAGAACGUGGCAAAGGUGUGGACGGACUACGACCUGGACAAAGACAACAAGAUUUCAUGGGAUGAGUACAAGCAAGCCACAUAUGGAUACUACCUCUCGAACCCGGAGGAGUUUGAGGAGGCCAGAGAUCAGUUCAGCUUCAAAAAGAUGCUUCCUCGAGACGAGAGGAGAUUUCAAACUGCUGAUCUGAACGGCGACCUGGCAGCAGACAGAGAGGAGUUCACCUCCUUUCUCCACCCUGAGGAAUUUGAACACAUGAGGGAUAUUGUAGUUCUGGAAACCCUCGAGGACAUUGAUAGGAACGGCGACGGACACGUGGACGAGGACGAGUAUAUCGCCGACAUGUUCGCUCAUGAGGACGGGGGUCCGGAGCCAGACUGGGUCAAGACCGAGAGGGAGCAGUUCUCUGAUUUCCGAGACUUGAACAAAGAUGGCAAAAUGGACCAGGACGAGAUCCGCCACUGGAUUAUGCCCCAAGACUACGACCAUGCCCAGGCCGAGGCCCGACACCUGGUUUAUGAGUCGGACCAGGACAAGGAUCAAAAGCUGACCAAAGAAGAGAUUCUGGAGAACUGGAACAUGUUCGUCGGAAGUCAGGCCACCAACUACGGAGAGGACCUCACCAGGAACCACGACGAGCUCUGAGCUCUCGGUGUGUGUGAGUGUUGGUGAGAGGAGGUAUGUUCAACAUCUUUGUCUUCCAACGACACAGACUCUUUUGCCUCCUCCCACCGCUGCUGCCACCACGCCAACGUUUCCUCGUAAUAGUGGGACGGACGUCAGUGUGUCGAACCCUAAACCAACACUGUAGAUAUCAAAGGAGGAGGAAUGUUCUGUCCCACCACUAAGAGUCCACCUCAGUGUUUAUGUCGACGGCUCUGUUUCUGACAUUCAGGAGCAAAGUCCGACUUGGUGGGCUUUGUUUCCAUCGACGGUGCCUUCCAGCCGCAUCGUCGGCUCCGCUGCCUCAGAGAUGUGUGUAGACGGUCUUUACAUAAAAACCUGUCAUAGCUGAAUGCUGAGCUUCACACAAAUUGUCAGAUACAUGAAGAGCAACGUUAAUGUGAAAUUACAGCUAAGAACGUUUGUGCUGGUUUUAUUUAUUUAUCAAUUAACUUCUGAACUGUAAGUCUGAGUGUUCUGCAGGAUUACUGUGUUCACAUAGAGAUUUCUUUUUAACUGAAAACAAAUAAUGUUUCUUUGUUUACAGUUUUUGUUCUGGCCGUAUUAUUUUUAUUAUUAUUACUCUUUAGGAUUACUCAAAUGCUAUAAAACUAACUGAUGUUCAACGGCAUGGUUUCUGCACGUGUUUGGUUUUAGUUUAGCCUGUGAAAGAUUUUAUUUUCUUCAUACAUGGUUUGUUAUGUAUUUAUUGGUAUACUUAAGGCCAACAGUAUGCUCCAUGUUAAAUUUGAAUUGACUUUUGCUAAUGUUACAUUUGAGCUUUAGCUUUUUACAACUGUUCCAUAUAGCAAAUGUUGGACAUCGGAGAAGGGAAGAUGAGUUCCCUUUACUCACGUUCUUGUUACAUCACUCCAAGGUCGUCUUCUGUAUCAGAUGACCACAAUGUUGUUUUUUUUCCCCACUGCAAUUUACAUAUAUAUACUGUUUAUCAAUCUGGUGUUUUGAACAUCAGAAAUUGAUCUUUUGUCAUAUUAAUAUUGUGAAAGAAAUAGUUUGAAUGACAUAGACCAAUGUUUUUUUUUUGUCAAAUUAGCGCAACUCAAAACCCUUUUUCUUCUUUGUCUUCUUUGUCCUUUUUCUGUUGUGCUUUGUUGACUCGAACCUCGGCUACAUUAGUAGUCCACAUCUCACACACGCACAAACAGAUAAAUAUCUUCCACACUGCACAUGCUCAUUACUUGUGUCAAAAUAAAAGAACAAAAAAAA